CAAUUUCCAGUCAACCAUCUGUGCCGUUUAAUUUAACUGUCUUUUUAAACGGCGUGAAAAGUUCUACAAAGAUAUAGAUUAUAAUAAUAGAUAAAAAAAAUUCGUUGAAGGAAGUUUGUUUUUAUUUAACAUGACAAAAUCAAGUGUCGUAACUAUUAUUCCGUUUUUUUACCUGAUUCUGUGUUUAGUCAACGGUCAAAAUAAAUUUAACGAUUGGAGCGACUAUAUUAAAAGCUGUGGCCAGAAAACACGAGAGCGAAUUUGCAAUAAACCACCAUGUAAUGGACAAAAAAAAGAAACAGAACACGCAUACUCACAAUACCAAAAUGCCAUGCAAACUUAUUUCAGAAGUUUCAGUCGAGUUGUGUAUAAAGACGAAAUAAAUAAUUCAGUGGAGAACAUAUCUCGAUUGGUGUGCCUUAUGAACUGCCAACGUGACCAGACUUGCCAACAAAAGGUGUUUCAUGUAGAGGAAGGAAGUCAUUUUGGAAUUUGUUUUGAUUUUAAAACUCUUACAAAGAAAGAAAUGAGGAAAAAGGAUAGAAAAGUACUAUCAGCGACACCAGCAGAAGUAUAUAACCGAAUCUAAAACCAGGAUAGUUUUACUUAAAUACACAAUCUUAAGGAAGUUAAUUACCAUAACGUAUUAAAUUAACAAUUUCUAACUCAUAUGUAAGUCGAAGACCAACAAUGUAUUGGUUUUAAAUAAUAUAUUUUGAGACCUGCAGUCUCAUCUGCAA
Molecule: messenger RNA, 740 nt
Organism: Hydractinia symbiolongicarpus
Lineage: Eukaryota; Metazoa; Cnidaria; Hydrozoa; Anthoathecata; Hydractiniidae
Exons: 3
Coding region: 131-589 (152 amino acids)
Source: RefSeq, a predicted model, not a curated record